AGGCGGGCCGAGGUGCUGACUGUAAUGCGAUAGCUGCACCCGUCCUUAAUGCUAUUACAUCCACAUGCUGCUGCCGCUCGAGACUCAGGGCUCAAACGCACAGACGCGCAGUGGCAAAGGAGCAGCGUAGAGACAGCGCGUGGAGGAUCUGUAUCACAAGACUUCAAUUACGGAUUCGCUCUACGGAAGAUCUGAUCCGAACUGCCUUUUUCUGACAGUUUAUCGCAGUGGGUACAGUUUCCCAUGCGAGAUAGAGUGUCUUGUAGUGGAUUCUGGUGGGAAGAGAACGGGAAAACGCUUAAUGUCGCUUGGAUUUGAAGGCGCGAGCCCCGCUCACUCACUCCACGCGCAGCUCGAGCUCGAGGAAAUCAAGCCAGAGGUUAUGCGCCCUCAGAAAUAUGUUUUCUGUCCGAACACUUGCUUAUAAAGAAAAAGUUAUUUAGUUUUAUCCAGUUGUUGUUGUCCCCCCAUUGCUGUUGCUUUUGUUUAGGAUAUGAUAGCCACUAUGUUUCGGAGACGUUAAACAGCCAAGUCUGGGUUGAAUUUACACAUCCAACAUUUGAAGCGUAUCGAGAAAGCAGGCGGGUCGUCAAACAGAAGAUACUGUUAUCAGACUCAAGACACGAGCUGUUCUCAGUGGAUACAUUAGUGGACAAGAACAUUUUUAAAACAGCACCAGAAGAACUUAAAGCUCUCACUAUUUCCACUGCACGCACUGGGUGAAUAUUCACCCAGAAAAAAUGGAUUUAUUCACAAAGCUCUGUGGAUCUUUACUGGUCUUGUGUUUAUCGGCUUUAGUUUAUGGGGAAGAAGAGGCAUGUGGUGGACAUUUGGAUGCUAGUGAUGCAGGAUACAUCACCACACCCGGUUACCCACUGGAGUAUCCACCCCACCAGAACUGCAGAUGGGUGAUCACGGCACCUGAACCAUCCCAACGUAUCGUCCUAAAUUUCAACCCCCACUUUGAACUUGAGAAACUUGACUGCAGCUUUUUUACAGAUGGUGUGAUGUUUGCUUCCAGAAUUUGCUGGUACGACUUCAUUGAGAUCCGGGAUGGGAACUCAGAGACUGCUGAUCUGUUGGGGAGACACUGCAGUAACAUUGCUCCCCCUGCGAUCAUCUCCUCAGGUCCUGUUCUGCACAUUAAAUUUGUCUCAGAUUACGCCCACCAGGGGGCAGGCUUCUCGCUACGCUAUGAAAUCUAUAAGACAGGCUCUGACUGUUCCCGGAACUUUACCAGUCCAUCAGGCGUAAUCGAGUCGCCCGGCUUCCCUGACAAAUACCCCCACAAUCUGGAGUGCACCUUCAUCAUCAUCGUUCCUACUAACAUGGACGUCACCCUCACCUUCCUGACCUUCGACCUGGAAAAUGACCCCUUGCAGGGGUCUGAGGGCGAGUGCAAGUACGAUUGGCUGGAGGUGUGGGAUGGCCUUCCACAGGUCGGCCCUCUAAUUGGACGGCAUUGCGGUACCAAAAUCCCAGCUGAAAUACAGUCGUCUACAGGUAUCCUCUCUCUGUCCUUUCACACGGACAUGGCCGUGGCCAAAGAUGGCUUCUCCGCCCGCUACAACAUGACACUUAAGGAGGUCAAUGACAAUUUCCACUGCAGUAAUGCUUUUGGCAUGGAGUCAAGCAAGAUCAGCGAUGACCAGAUCUCUGCAUCAUCCUCCUUCUAUGAUGGCCGUUGGUCUCCAAGACAAGCUCGCCUUAACUUUGAUGACAAUGCAUGGACGCCCAAUGAGGACAGCAACAAAGAAUACAUCCAGGUGGACCUGCAUUUCCUGAAGGUCCUGACGGGCAUCGCCACCCAGGGCGCGGUUUCCAAGGAGACACACAAGUCCUACUUCGUCACUACCUUUAAGCUGGAGGUCAGCACUAAUGGAGAGGACUGGAUGAUCUACCGCUUCGGCAAGAACCACAAGGUUUUCCAUGCUAACGUAGACCCCUCAGAGGUGGUCUUGAACCGGGUCCCUCAGCCUGUCUUAGCUCGGUUUGUCCGUAUUCGUCCACAGACAUGGAAGAAUGGAAUAGCUUUGCGCUUUGAACUUUACGGCUGUCAAAUCACGGAUGCUCCAUGCUCGGAGAUGCAGGGAAUGCUCUCUGGCCUCCUUCCUGACUCUCAGAUCUCAGCCUCCUCCAUGAGGGACAUCCAUGGGGCCACAGGUGCAGCCCGGCUGGUGGCCAGCCGUUCAGGGUGGUUUCCCAGUCCCACGCAGCCCGUGGCUGGGGAGGAAUGGCUGCAGGUGGACCUGGGAGUUCCGAAAACUGUACGUGGUAUCAUCACACAAGGGGCCCGUGGGGUGGACGGCAGUACCAGUGCGGAGAACCGAGCAUUUGUGCGAAAAUAUAGACUGUCCCAUAGUUUGAAUGGAAAAGACUGGAGCUACAUUAUUGACCCUAAGACAAGUCUCCCAAAGCUUUUUGAGGGAAACACACACUACGACACCCCAGAAAUCCGCCGCUUCGAUGAGAUUGUGGCUCAGUUUAUCCGGGUGUAUCCAGAGAGGUGGUCCCCUGCCGGCAUUGGAAUGAGGCUGGAAAUACUGGGUUGUGAUUUGCCAGAAUCUACUACCAUCCCUGACACAGCUAGACCUACUCUCCCCCUUCAGGAAGAGACAAGUACUGCCUACAGAACACCAGCUCCCACCACUGUCUCAUCUCUGGGUGGUCUGUGUAACUUUGAGCUGAGUAUGUGCGGAUGGACCCAUGACCCCAUGUCUGAUCUAAAUUGGUCUCUGUACAGUUCCUCUAGUCCUAGUCUGGACCUGACACUGGGAUCUGACAACUUUGGGAAUUUCCUGUAUGUGGAAGCGAGUCCUAAAACAGAGCCACAACAUGCAAGGUUAGUGAGUCCGUCGGUGGGACCCGAGCACCGUCCCGUCUGUCUGCUUUUCUACUAUCAGCUGCAGGGAGAGGGUCAGGACAGCCUGCGCGUGCUGCUCCGAGACGACGACCAGGAGGAGACGCUGCUCUGGACUCUGAAAGGAGACCAGGGGCCCAUGUGGAGGGAGGGCCGCACCAUCCUGCCUCAGUCCCCUAAGCAAUAUCAGGUUGUCAUAGAAGGCUUCUUCGAGCGGGGCAGUCGAGGGCACAUCUGGGUCGACAAUAUCCAUAUGAGCUCCAACACAGAGCUUGAGCAGUGCACACAACCCUUUGCCGCAUUCCCACCUGAAAUGACUGGAGGAGACUUACCUGGCUGGAGUGAACCCACUGUUGACACGACAGUGUCCCUGCAGCCCAUGCCCACCUACUGGUAUUACGUAAUAGCCGGAGGUGGCGCCCUUUUCCUCCUGGGCUGCGUCACGUUGGUCAUGGUACUGUGUUGCUAUCGCUACCACCUGGCGGCCAAGAAGAGCCAGCACUCUGUGUCCUACCAGAGCACGGGCACGGGACAGUACGUAGGCAACGGCCCCGGGGGUCUCACUGGCUCUGGGGUGGAGCCCAUGCUGACUAUUAGAGAUUUUGAUUACACACAGUCUUGUAAAAGAGCAGAGAGUGAGAGCUUUGUAAAUCUGCCAAGUAUCAGUCAAUGCAGUAGCGCUUGGAUUGCUGAAUUUGCUACAAGGAAACGAAGACCUGAAGACCUUGGAAACAACCCUCUAUUCCACGGCAGAGAACGAACUGGUCAAGGUUUCCCAUUCCCUGUCUGGACCACGGCAAACCCCUCAAGAGAGCCUCCAGUGACACGGCUCUCCGAGAAAGACAAUGCCUGGUUGUACACGCUGGAUCCCAUCCUGGUCACCAUCAUUGUCAUGAGUUCCCUGGGCGUUCUGCUGGGUGCGGUGUGUGCCGGUCUCCUGCUCUACUGCACCUGUUCCUACAAUGGCCUCUCCUCACGCAGUACCACCACCCUGGAGAACUACAACUUUGAGCUAUAUGACGGCAUCAAGCACAAAGUGAAAAUCAACCAGCAGCGCUACUGCUCCGAGGCCUGAAGGAACCUGAUCAGGAGAGGCCCUUGUGGGAUCGGUGCGACUGUGUGCUCUCUCCAGCGCUCCCUUAUCACUGAUCAUUAACGGGUGCUAGCUCGAUUCAAAACUGUGAAUGGACCUCACACUAAUAUAGGAAUGAUCUCGGACUGGAGCACUGGGAGCAUAGAGGCUUCCUGUGGACAGCUCAGCGGGUGUGAAAAUGGAUCAACACAUAUCAAGCUAAAGAGUUUCUCAAAAAAAGAAAAAAAACUUCAAAGAAAUGUAUAUUGCUAUAGAUUUGUAAAGAAAAUACAAUCUAAUAAAGCCUAAUGGAAGUUAGAAGAGAGAGGCACUAGGACUAGAAGACAGAUCAAUUGUGAAAUCUCUGCCUCUAUUUUGUGAACGCUGUGGCCUAGAAUAUUGUGGACAUUUGAUUUAGUUUAGACUUGUGUCUGUUUGCUGAUUUGCUUAAGUUCCCAUCCUAUCAUCAUCCUUUGCAUCUUUCUACAACUGUUUUGAAGUUUCAACACCUCUUAUGAAUGUUUUAUACUUAAGUUCAGUCUGUUUGUAGCCUAAUGUUUUUGUUGUGGCCAUUAGACAAUGAGGAAAGUUUAUUACAUUCAGAAAAAAAUCCUUUUAGCAAGCAAGUUAGAAUGAAGUAUUAGAACUGUCUUUUGUGUCUCUUUUCUUCUCUUUUUUUAUUUUAUUUUUUUCUUAAUUUUGACUGUUUGGUUUAUAAGCAUAGCGUUAAAGUCACUGUGCUGACAAUGUCAAUCUAAUUUUAUCGCAACCUAUGGAUUGCUAAGGAAAAAGAGCCACUGAGCUAAAGAGUGUUGAGAGAGUGCAAAGAGAGAAAGCAUCUUCAGAUUCUCUCUUCCUCGCUUUACCCUAUUCUUGAAGUAACAAAGACUCAAGCUGGCAGAGCGACUUUAGUGAAUGAGCUGGAAAAUCCCCAAGCCACUUUCAUGUACAAACAAUUGAGCCUUAAGCAAACUGUUUUGGAGGAGAGCCAUUGAAACACCAGUUCUUGAGUUUGAAGUCACUGGGGCCUUGGAGGAGUCAGACCUUACUCUUUUUAUUUCACCUGUCUGUUUACUCCACGGUUUAUUUUGGGCUGUUGAAAAUGAAGGCUAACAAGACCAGGUUUGGUGUAAACCUGGGAGAAGGGUGAGAAUUUCACAGAAUGUUUCGCCUCAAGGUGAAGAGAGCGAUAGUACAAGCGAGCACAUAGUGGGAGGUAUGUGUAAAUUUCUUUAUUGUACUUCAGACUGGCCUCUCACUCCCCUGAGCCACACUGGGAGUCCUGUUGACUUGUGGGUGAGGGAGGGAGGGUCUUGUCUUAUUAGGAGGUGCGGAAAGCAGCCAGAGACAUGGCUUUCUCAGUUGUUGGGAGAGAGAGAUUGUGUAUUCAGCUCUGUUUUCAUUAGACUCUGUUGACUCUUUUCCAAGUGCCUUGAAGCUCUGGCCUGUUUUGGCUUUGCUGCAGAGCUGUGAUAGUAUUACCUCGUCUGUCUGGGACAGGAGGCCAACACCAAAAGAGAUGGAGAUCCCGGCACUGGUCUGAUCAUUAAAACAAUUUUGUUUGUAGACUUUGUACAGAAAAAAAGUUCUUUUUUAUUGGUAUUAUUAUUAUUUAAUAAAGUAUGAAUAAUGAUAAUUGUGACUGGUGUGAAAUUAUUUAUCCCGU
Myxocyprinus asiaticus (Chinese sucker) is the source of this 5598-nucleotide messenger RNA. It is a transcript of the gene nrp2b, whose product is annotated as neuropilin 2b. Gene Ontology annotation, molecular function: semaphorin receptor activity; vascular endothelial growth factor receptor activity. The transcript has 20 exons. The coding region runs from base 741 to 3935 and encodes 1064 amino acids. The record is from RefSeq and is a predicted model, not a curated record. Gene Ontology annotation, cellular component: membrane. Lineage: Eukaryota; Metazoa; Chordata; Actinopteri; Cypriniformes; Catostomidae. Gene Ontology annotation, biological process: axon guidance; vascular endothelial growth factor signaling pathway; angiogenesis.